GUCCAGAUGGGUCCUCGUGGAACCACUAUCAAAUGCAAAAAUUUCUGGGUCUUGAAGAAUGCAUGUUUGUCAUGCUUUUCUGGCAUGACUCUUAAAUCUGUCAUGCACGUUACCCAAGAGCCCCACUUUUCUGUCAUGCAGAAACGCAGUCUGUCAUGCAGAGUAGGCAACACCUAGAUGAAGCUCAGAAACUUGUCAUGCUGCGCCAGCACUGGUGGCCUCCCCAUGAUACGCCACGCAGCAUCACAAGUUUCCAGACCCAGACACUUUCGCAAUGCAUAACCACAUCAGCAGAACAACAAAAACCGUUCACCGCGUCCUUCCGGGGCACCUGGGCAGCGAGGCAGCAUAUGGAUUGCAAAAAUGUCUGGGUCUGGGGACUUGUGAUGCUAAAAUGUGGAUGAUGGAAACAGUUUCGAAUGCCACCUAGCAUGACAACUUUCCAGAACACUUUCUCAUAGGUAAUCCGCAUGAGAAACUGCGUGCUUGCAUGUACAAAAGAGGCUGGGACUCUUGUUGGUGAAAGCUAGCAUUACAAGUUCCAACCUUCCAGAUCCAGACAUAUUUGCAUUUGAUACAGCAGCGAAGCAGGCAAGAAGGUGGCCCCCGCGUGGGGGGAAAUCAUGGUGGAGAGCAAGAGCAACCCCCGACAACUACAAAAGCACAAGGUGGGGAGGUGGAGAGGACCAGCAGCGCAAGUUUCUUCAAAAACCUAAACCAUCCGCAAGAAGAGGUGGAGCCGCUCAUUUCAAUUGCGGGAAAUAAAACGGCCACGCUUCUCGACUACUUCCGCACGGUACUUGCAUCUUCUCGAACCGGGGGUGCUCAACAUCUUCUCUACUUCGUGGUCGUGGCCAUGAUCUUGCUCCUCAUCCUCUUUCUGCUCCUGCUGGGCGGUGUGGCAAUCCGCAACUUCAUCUCGUGGAGAAACAAUGCACGGAAGAUAAACUUCUACCGGCAAGAACAAGAAGAAGACGAGGAGAAACUGAAACACCAGCACGCUGGCCACACAGGAACUACUACGAAGCGCUCCGUCCUCGAUGCGGACGGAAAAUCAACACGACCGGCGGAAAGAACACUAGCCAGCAUGGGCGCAACGAAGAUAACUGGAAACGAGCCGCUUUUCGCUGCGGCUUUCGUUGGCAACGAUGGGGAUGACCGCGAGGACGGGGAUGAAACUGGAGGCGAUCUGCACUACGAGGCGACAAAAGGAGCGGGAUCGCUAGUAUUCUGAUUUCAAAUCUUGUUUACACGAAUUACUCAACACGAUCACAGACGAAUACAUCGAUCACAGACGAAUACAUCAAAAAACCGCUUAAUAGUGCUACUUACUUACACUGUCGUCUGCAAAGAACUAAUUGGCACAAAUAAAGAACAAGAAGAUAAAAAAGCGUACAAAAUCCUAAAAUUGAAAACAAAAUUAAGAACGUUGUGUGAAGACAUCUCGUCAUUCUCAUGUUUUGAUCCACAAUCUGUUGACCGUUAUUACAGUUUCACGAAUAACUUAAGCACGACUUUUAAAUUAACAAUUAUCAUUGUGUAUCAACAAGCCACGACGUCGUCGAGACAGAGCUCCAUUUUGAUUUUGUAAGUAAAAUACCGAGGAAGCACCGCCGUAAAAAUCACUCAAUAUGAAUAGAAAUUAAUUCGCAUUCCGCCCCUUCACUCAAGAACUGAAAAAACGUAACUGACUCUGCUAAAUACAACAGCAACGUGUGUAUGAUUAAGUACCCCGAUAGAAAAAAAAUUAAUUAAGUAUAUUUCUACUACUAGCUACACCUACAUCAAAAGGUUGAACUUGAACACGCUGUAUAGUAGGAGCUCCACUUUGACAAAACUAAAAACCAAUACGCGACGAGAGCUAGUAUCGUUGUAUAACACUCUCACUCUCUCACAACUAAAACGCGGCUCCUAAGAAAACAAAAAUUAAGUUUUGAUCUUCAUUUUCCACUUUUCGCAAGUUAAGCGAUGAAGCUUUCAUCUGCUUCAUGACGUGUCGCCAGCUUCAAUAUUAAAGCAAACUACGCAACAAACUUCUAGCAGUGGUUGCACGCGUGAGGUACUUGAACACUUCAACAAGCAAUCGAUAGAUAGAAGGCACAGCCUUGCCUACCUCUUCACGCAACUCGUUAAAGAAGAAGUAGAAGAAAGAGAUAUCUUUGCAGCUAGUACUUGUUACAACCUCCAGAAGUUGUAGGACCAACGAUGAUAGAACGCAGGUGCUGACCACGAGAGAUUCGCUUUCUCGAGUUGUAGCAAGACAGACUAGAAAAUCAAAAUAUGAAUAGCAGAAAAAUUAAUUCGAAGAAAGAAAGAAAAAUCGACGGCAGAAAAUAACAAUAAACUUAGCGAACGAUGAAGCUAGCACUUGUACAAAAUAAAAGACCGCCAAGAUCAUCUAUCUUCGAGAUAGAACAAAGAAAAUAUGUUUGUUUGACUUUACAGCAGCGAAUAGCAAAAUUAUAAUUGCAGCGGAAGAGCUGCCUCUGCAACUGUAUCGAUGUAAUAGUCAAAACGAAAAGCGCGGAACAAAAUUGAUAAGAAAAAUAAGGCAAAAUAACGAACCUGCAACUACAAAAAUUACUCUGUACACCUACAACGAUUUUCCUCACAGAGGGGGGUCGAAGAUUGGAUGAAAAUAGAAAAAUCGUCGAACAUUCGCUGCUGCGGGUGUGUUGGAGAAAGUGCCGGCG
Amoebophrya sp. A120 is the source of this 2693-nucleotide messenger RNA. The record is from the annotation of a GenBank genome assembly. NCBI's taxonomy places the organism in Eukaryota, Dinophyceae, Syndiniales, Amoebophryaceae.